This is a messenger RNA of Hermetia illucens (black soldier fly), 1605 nucleotides long. Its product is annotated as serine protease inhibitor 42Dd-like. Gene Ontology annotation, molecular function: serine-type endopeptidase inhibitor activity. NCBI's taxonomy places the organism in Eukaryota, Metazoa, Arthropoda, Insecta, Diptera, Stratiomyidae. The transcript has 4 exons. The record is from RefSeq and is a predicted model, not a curated record. Bases 159 to 1316 code for a protein of 385 amino acids.
AGGAACAUAGCGUUUUACGUCAAAUACUUAAAGUUUCUGGAGAAAUUUCAUUUAUUUUAUUUCCAUAAUCUAUUAUUAGAGUUUGGGUUUCUAAUCGAAUAUUUUUUUAUAAAUUUUUAGUGUAAGUUUCAUUUCGACAUCCUUACACCUUUUCGAGUAUGGGUACCGAGAACAAUCCGAAUGAGUUGAACAAGAAUUGCCUGGCCUUUGGUAUUCAACUGUUCCAGGCAAUACAGGGAAUUGCAGGAAGCACGAAUAUUAUUAUAUCACCUGUAUCCAUCCAUUUGGGUUUGGGAUUGAUUUACAUAGGAGCCGCAGGAAAAACUGCCGAAGAAAUAAAGGAUGUUGCACGAUUAUUUGAAGACAAAAAAGAAACUGCAAACGCAUUCCUUCACAUAAUGUGCAAAUAUUGGAACAGCGAAAAUAUUCACAUCGCCAAUAAAUUAUAUGUGCAAGAGGGUAAUACACUCAAGUCUGAAGUACAAAGAAUAGCACAGCAUUCCUUUAAGUGCGGUAUUGAGAACCUUGACUUUGGUGAACCGGAAAACGCGGCCAAAGCUUGCAACAAGUGGGUGGCAGACAAGACAAACCAAAAGGUCAAAGAAGUACUUACUCCUAAUGCAAUUGAUCCUUUGACGAAGGCAGUGUUAAUAAAUGUUGUGUACUUCAAAUGCGACUGGAAAUAUCCUUUUAAGCGCACUCCGCAGAAAGCCGAUUUUUGGAUAAACGAGACAGAGUCAGUAAAAGUUGAAAUGAUGAUUGACAAUGCAGACGAAUUCCACUACGGUGAUUUCCCAGAGCUGGAUUGCACCGCUGUUGAGCUUCCAUUUACUAAUGAAAAUUUCGCCAUGUUCUUCUUGUUACCCAAGAAAAAGAAUGGAAUUGAAACGUUAGAAUCGAAUUGGGAUAAGUUUGAUCUAGUUGGUUGCCGCAAGCGUAUGGAGAAGGCUCGUGUCGCUGUGAACUUGCCGAAAUUUAGAGUCGAUUUUUCCCAGAAGCUAAAUGAGCCGCUAAUUAAGAUGGGAAUAACGACAAUCUUUGACAAAACUAAUGCUGAUUUCUCAGAACUACUGGAAAAUACUGAAAAUGUCCACAUUGAUGAAAUUAUUCACAAAACGUUUAUAGAUGUUAACACAGCGGGGGUGGAAGCUGGAGCAGUAACAAUUUCAGACAUCGUUGAAUUAUCUGAACCCGAACAUAAUUUCAUGGCCGACCAUCCUUUCUUGUACGCCAUAUUGUCAAAAACGAACAAGUUGUUCUUCCUGGGAAUUAUUCGGAAUCCUGCGCCUGUGACUUCUUCUACACAGUUAUUUUGAUUUGGAAGUCACCAAGUCCGUUUGUGAAGAUGAUAAGGAAUUAGAGCACCCCGGAGACAUUUUUUGACAAUGGAAAUUGAUUGUAUAGGGGAAGAUUUUACUUUUGCUAUCAAAUGUAUAGCAGUCGAAAGAAUACAACAGUAACAAUAAGGAAAGAUUGCAGACUACUUUUUUGAUUGAGUUCCUAUUUUCAUUAUUGUUAUAAAUAAAUACUUUUUUCAGGUCCUAAUUUUCAUGGUUUAUGAUUGUAAAAUACUUCCUCAAUUAUAACAUCUGCUACAAAACCAUA